GGCUGCAGGGCUGCCAGAAACACCGGGAACACCGGUGCUGUCGGUAAUACCGGGAACGCCGUACCAGCUGCCGGUAAUCCUGGGAAUACAGUGACACCGGGACUGCCCGGGCUGCCGGUACCGCGGAGUCGGGAUCCGGGUCUCCAGCUCAGCCUGAGAUGCACCUCAGCACCGGGAGCGCUGGUUGCAGGCUGGUAGGAGCAGCCAUGAGGGACAUGCUUGGAUCUGGAUGCCUUGGGAGCCUUGUCCAACUCGCCUGGGUGUGCCUGUUCUCCAUGCCGCACGGCGGGGCCAAGGUGCUGGAGAAGACCUUUGAGGAGUGGCUGCGGUACCGUGACGAGUGUCUGAGGAGGAUGGCGAGCGAGCCCUACCCCGCAGGGCUGUUCUGCAACCGGACAUUCGACAUGUAUGCCUGCUGGCCCGACGGGAGCCCUGGCACCGCUGUGAACGUCUCCUGCCCCUUCUACCUGCCCUGGUUUGAGAAAGUGAAACACGGGCUGGUGAGUCGCCGGUGCGGUGCCGACGGGCAGUGGGUGAUGGUGAAUGGCAGCCAGCCCUGGAGGGACUACUCACAGUGUGAGGAGGAGAUGGAGGUCACCGCUGAGGAGGAGCGUGCCCGCAGGCUGAUGGUGAGCUUCAAGGUGCUCUACACCGUGGGGUACUCGCUGUCACUCCUCACCCUCAUCUCUGCCCUGCUCGUCCUCACCGUCUUCAGGAACCUCCGCUGCACCAGGAACUACAUCCAUGCCAACCUUUUCGCCUCCUUUGGCCUGCGGGCGACCUCGGUGAUGGUGAAGGACGCGCUGCUGGAGCGGCGCUGGGGCGUGGAGCUGGGGCAGGUGGCUGACUGGGAGAACCUGCUGAGCCACGAGGCUGCGCUGGGGUGCCGGGUGGCGCAGGUGCUGAUGCAGUACUGCAUCCUGGCCAACCACUACUGGUUCCUGGUUGAAGCCAUCUACCUCUACAAGCUGCUCAUCGGGGCCGUGUUCUCCGAGAAGAAUUACUACAGGCUCUACCUCUACCUGGGCUGGGGGACCCCUGUGGUGUUCGUGGUGCCCUGGAUGGCUGCCAAGUACUUGAAGGAGAAUGCAGAGUGCUGGGCACUGAAUGAGAACAUGGCUUACUGGUGGAUCAUCCGCAUCCCCAUCCUGCUUGCCUCCCUGAUCAACCUGCUCAUUUUCAUGCGGAUCCUCAAGGUGAUCCUGGCCAAGCUCCGAGCCAACCAGAAGGGCUACGCUGACUACAAGCUGCGGCUGGCCAAAGCCACCCUCACCCUCAUCCCUCUCUUUGGUAUCCAUGAGGUUGUCUUCAUCUUCGCCACCGACGAGCAAACCACGGGCAUCCUGCGCUACAUCAAGGUGUUCUUCACCCUCUUCCUCAACUCCUUCCAGGGUUUCCUGGUGGCCGUGCUGUACUGCUUUGCCAACAAAGAGGUGAAGUCUGAGAUGAAGAAGAAGUGGCAGCUCUGGAAACUCGACUACCCAGUGCUCUGCUGUGCCCAGUGAUGCAGUGACUGCCCGCAGAGCCAGGGCACAGGG
This is a messenger RNA of Lepidothrix coronata (blue-crowned manakin), 1538 nucleotides long. RefSeq names its product glucagon receptor-like. The coding region runs from base 159 to 1505 and encodes 448 amino acids. Lineage: Eukaryota; Metazoa; Chordata; Aves; Passeriformes; Pipridae. Gene Ontology annotation, cellular component: plasma membrane. Gene Ontology annotation, biological process: adenylate cyclase-modulating G protein-coupled receptor signaling pathway; cell surface receptor signaling pathway. The record is from RefSeq and is a predicted model, not a curated record. The transcript is spliced from 14 exons. Gene Ontology annotation, molecular function: glucagon receptor activity; peptide hormone binding.